Messenger RNA from Salvia miltiorrhiza (redroot sage), 1813 nucleotides. RefSeq lists its product as uncharacterized. The transcript has 4 exons. Gene Ontology annotation, molecular function: cysteine-type peptidase activity. The coding region runs from base 4 to 1779 and encodes 591 amino acids. Lineage: Eukaryota; Viridiplantae; Streptophyta; Magnoliopsida; Lamiales; Lamiaceae. Gene Ontology annotation, biological process: proteolysis. The record is from RefSeq and is a predicted model, not a curated record.
CCUAUGGUUCCUACUCCUAUGGAGGAAGCCCAGGAGUUCUAUGUGAGCGUUAGGAGAGAUGAUCACAUGGCGGUUACCUUUGAGCCCUCGAAGAGGCAUGCAGCAAAGAAACAACUUGUUGAUGAAGACAUUGAAAUCAUUGAGAGGUCUGAAGAAGAGCGACCGAAUAGGAAGAGAAGAAAGGAGCCAGGGCAUAAGACUGCACGUAAGUCCACCCGCCGACUCAGCGAUUCUUCACGCCGUAGUGCAGCAGCCGAGAAGCGGCAGAGGACACAUUCUCCAGAGCCACCACAACCAUCGUCCACCCGCCGACUCAGCGAUUCUUCACGCCGUAGUGCAGCAGCCGAGAAGCAGCAGAGGACACAUUCUCCAGAGCCACCACAACCAUCUACUUCUUGUUGCUUGCAUGGAUUGCCAUGCAAGCAUGCAGAUGACGAGGAGGCUCACUUGGACCGCUUGGCUCGAAGAGUAGCUCCUCGCAUACCACUGGAUGACUUGGAGAGUGGUUGGAUUGCCCGUCUCGCGCAUAAAUUGCUUGACAUUGUGGUGAAGAGAUCUGAUGAGUCACACUCCAUCAGUGCGACUCAAUCAGUGAGUCGAGCUAUUCCAACUGCAGACAGUCCUCUUGUGGACGUGGAGGUGGAGCAGGCUGCCGAGGUCGAGGUGGAGGUGGAGCAGGCUGCCGAGGAGGUGGUUGAGGUGGAGCAGGUUGUGGUGAAUGAGCGACUGGAGGUUGAUUUGGAGAAGCCCGUGGAGCAGGUUGUGGAGGAGCAGGCCGAGAACGAGCCUGAGACGCCUUCGGUUCCAACUCGUGAGCCUUCCCCUGAUCCAGAGGAAGAUAUGCUUCCCACGGAUGAGGAUGUGUCUUGCGGAGUACGGGCUUUGGCUCCACGAGUGCGAUUGCCCUCUGCUGCGUUGAGGAGCCCGUACAUGUCGGGUGCGAUUGGUCGUGCUCCUACUACCCCUGUUGCGUUGAAAAGGCUAUACAAAGAAUUUCGAUCAAAGGAUGCCGAUGAAACUCUUAGGGUUAUCUCUACUGGGCAUGAGCUGAGUAAUUCCACAUUUGAUGACAUUGAGGAUAGCUCCGCCGAGUUCACCGGGACGAUCAUUGAUUUGUAUUUGAUCUAUAUGAGAGAGAGAUUGAGGAAGAAAAAUAGCAUAUCUUCGGUGGUGAAAGAUAACUCGACAGUAAUUGUUGGAUGUGAUUUCUAUCUGGUAUUGCAUACUGAGUUUGAAAAACUCCACGGACCAAAGCCGAGUGGAGUUGGUAUUGGUGUGAAAAGCCUGUACAAUUAUUGGACUCCACCGAAGGGAUUGGUGAAGGACGUGAGUGAAUGGGGGAAGGCGAAUCAGGUCAUUAUCAUAUGUAAUGUCGGUCGUCGUCAUUGGGUCAUCGUCCGUGUACUAUUGCACGAAUGGACUGUAGAGUUGUACGAUUCUUUGGCCUUCAAGUACGACACUGAGGUCGGGGUUUCAUUAGCCGCUCGGACUUCGAAAUUGAAAUGUAUUACUCGUCUCCUUCCCCGACUCUUGAGGCAGGCAGGUUACUGGCAGCAUCACGAUUCCAAACUGGAGCAACUGUACGAGAUCCCAUUGACCGUGAUGCCUUCGCGUGAUCAAUUUUGUCAGACGGACUCGGUUAGUUGCGGCCCCUUUUGCACCAUGAUACUUGAUCGUCUCUUGACGCGCACAGAGCAUCACCGAGGGGCUGUCGACGAGAUAUACUUGUCCCAGUAUAGGCAUCGUGUUGCUCGUCGGAUAUUUUCUCUUACUAUUUGAUAUUUAGGUUGGAUGUUGAACUCUGCUUUGGAUU